Mus musculus (house mouse) is the source of this 4474-nucleotide messenger RNA. It is a transcript of the gene Rhot1, whose product is annotated as ras homolog family member T1. Gene Ontology annotation, molecular function: GTP binding; ATP hydrolysis activity; calcium ion binding. The coding region runs from base 165 to 2423 and encodes 752 amino acids. The transcript has 22 exons. Gene Ontology annotation, cellular component: mitochondrial outer membrane. NCBI's taxonomy places the organism in Eukaryota, Metazoa, Chordata, Mammalia, Rodentia, Muridae. Gene Ontology annotation, biological process: establishment of mitochondrion localization, microtubule-mediated; mitochondrion organization. The record is from RefSeq and is marked validated.
GGCUUGCCCCGGCUCCCAAGCGGAGCGGUAGAGGAGGAGUCGGUGCGGCAGGUCCUGGCGGCCGAGAUUCGGGCGCAGAGGCCGCUAAGGCUGGCAGGGAGCGGCGGUAUCGCGGGGAGAGCGGCGCCACGGGCUGGACGCUCCCGGCGUGAGGCGUGCGCUCCAUGCGUGCGGGCCGAGUGCGGCCCCUGCGAGCCUCCGACAUGAAGAAAGACGUGAGGAUCCUGCUGGUGGGAGAACCUCGAGUUGGGAAGACAUCACUGAUUAUGUCGCUGGUCAGUGAAGAAUUUCCGGAAGAGGUUCCUCCCCGAGCAGAAGAAAUCACCAUUCCAGCUGACGUCACCCCUGAAAGAGUUCCAACACACAUUGUCGAUUAUUCAGAAGCAGAACAGAGUGAUGAACAACUUCAUCAAGAAAUAUCACAGGCUAAUGUUAUCUGCAUAGUUUAUGCUGUUAACAACAAACAUUCUAUUGAUAAGGUAACAAGCCGAUGGAUUCCUCUCAUAAAUGAAAGAACAGACAAAGACAGCAGGCUGCCUUUGAUAUUGGUUGGGAACAAAUCUGAUCUGGUGGAAUAUAGUAGUAUGGAGACCAUCCUUCCAAUUAUGAACCAGUAUACAGAGAUAGAGACCUGUGUGGAGUGUUCAGCAAAAAACCUAAAGAAUAUCUCAGAGCUGUUUUAUUAUGCACAGAAAGCUGUUCUUCAUCCUACAGGGCCUCUAUACUGCCCAGAGGAGAAAGAGAUGAAACCGGCUUGUAUAAAGGCCCUCACUCGUAUAUUUAAAAUAUCUGAUCAGGAUAACGACGGCACUCUGAAUGAUGCUGAGCUCAACUUCUUCCAGAGAAUUUGUUUCAACACUCCUUUAGCUCCGCAAGCGCUGGAAGAUGUCAAGAAUGUGGUUAGAAAGCACUUAAGUGACGGUGUGGCUGACAGUGGGCUGACGCUCAGAGGUUUUCUCUUUUUACAUACACUUUUUAUCCAGAGGGGGAGGCAUGAGACUACUUGGACUGUGCUUCGACGAUUUGGUUAUGACGAUGACCUGGACCUGACGCCUGAGUAUUUAUUCCCCCUGCUAAAAAUACCUCCUGAUUGCACUACUGAAUUAAAUCAUCAUGCAUAUUUGUUUCUCCAGAGCACCUUUGACAAACAUGAUUUGGACAGAGACUGUGCUUUGUCGCCUGAUGAACUUAAAGAUUUAUUUCAAGUUUUUCCUUACAUACCUUGGGGACCAGAUGUAAAUAACACAGUUUGCACAAAUGAAAGAGGCUGGAUAACCUACCAGGGGUUCCUCUCCCAGUGGACGCUCACCACCUACUUAGAUGUGCAGCGUUGCCUGGAGUAUUUGGGAUAUCUAGGCUAUUCCAUACUGACGGAACAAGAGUCUCAAGCUUCAGCCAUUACAGUAACAAGGGAUAAAAAGAUUGACCUGCAGAAAAAACAGACUCAGAGAAAUGUGUUCAGGUGUAAUGUAAUUGGAGUGAAAGGCUGUGGGAAAACUGGAGUUCUUCAGUCUCUCCUUGGAAGAAACCUAAUGAGGCAGAAGAAAAUUCGUGAUGAUCAUAAGUCCUAUUAUGCAAUUAACACUGUCUAUGUAUAUGGACAAGAGAAAUACUUGUUGCUGCACGAUAUCUCAGAGUCGGAAUUUCUAACUGAGGCUGAGACCAUUUGUGAUGUUGUAUGCCUGGUAUAUGAUGUCACCAAUCCCAAAUCCUUUGAAUACUGUGCCAGGAUUUUUAAGCAACAUUUUAUGGACAGCAGAAUUCCCUGCUUGAUUGUAGCUGCAAAGUCAGACCUGCAUGAAGUCAAACAGGAACAUAGCAUCUCACCUACUGAUUUCUGCAGGAAACACAAAAUGCCUCCACCUCAAGCCUUCACUUGCAAUACUGCUGAUGCCCCCAGUAAGGAUAUCUUUGUUAAGUUGACAACAAUGGCCAUGUACCCAGAGGAUCAUUACAGAGGCAGCCUCUCCCGAGACAUGGGCAGCACUGAUAGAAUAGAGAAUUUGAGAAAAAUCUGGGUCUUUCUAAAAACUGCUUUCCAUGCCCGGUUACGCUGCAUGUGCACCUGCAACAGGUGUACAUUUUGCAUCUGUCAGAACUUCCUCAACUCAGACUUGCUGCAAUCUGUAAAGAACAAAAUCUUCACUGCAGUUCUUAACAGGUUAAAAGCCCGGGUAGCUGAGUGGGGUGCCAUGCUGUUAGCAGACGACGAAGGCAGUAUUACUCACCAGGUGCACGCCGUCAGCUCCGUAGAAGAUUCCAUCUUCAUGGAGUCAUCUCACGGUCAGCUUUUUCUUGAUGACAGGCACGUGACACAAGCUGACCUCAAGAGCUCAACGUUCUGGCUUCGCGCAAGCUUUGGUGCUACGGUCUUUGCAGUCGUGGGCUUUGCUAUGUACAGAGCACUACUGAAACAGCGAUGAUUAAGGGAGGCACCGGCCUACCAAAACACAUACUUCUAUGUACAUUCUGAAUGCUUUAAAUUCUGCUAGAAUAUUGAGAUAUUUAUACAUGCAGAGUUACUUUAUUAAUAUUUGUAAUUCAUGCAUAAGAGUAUUUUACUCCUAGUAAUGACUGCAGUAUUGACUGGCAUGUGGAAAGAAAACAUCUUAGGAGCCAAAUAUAAGUGGCUAAAUUUCAGAGGCCAAAAGGGAAUAUUUUGUAAAUAAUGUACAUAUUCAAGCAAGAUACGGUCUCCUGAACUGACUUCAGAAAUGUGUUUCCAGGCAUUUCUACAGUAGUGUUCUAGUGUUCACUUGGCUCACCCUGCUAGGUUUCAGUCACCCAGAGAUUGUGUUUACUCAGGCAUCACGUAUUUAUUUCAAGGUGACUCAGAACAAUCCUUCGGCUUCUGUAGCCGUUUCUCUCCAUUUUUAAGAUCACACAGGAGACGAGGUCAGCUUUCCAAAACCACUCUGUUUCCGUCACUUGCGGUAGGCCGGCUUCAAAGCCAUCAUGAAACCUAGAAAGUUGUGGAGCUGAGUAUGUGGCUGAGGGCCUGAGGCAGGAGCAGGUGGCGGAGGUUACCUGUGUCACCACAUUGCUUCUUUGUCAGAGUGUGGAUUUUAUAGCCCUUUCAAUCAAAUGGGGAAAACAGUUUGUAUAUUAUCAAUGUUUUUAGUUACAAUAAAGAAGCCGCCCUGACCACUGCUGAAUUCCCACCUGAAGUGAAACCGUCCUCGAAUGGCCGUGUCUGUGUAGUUAUUGCCGUAGCUGCAUGUGUCAUGAUGUGUUCUGUAUCUGGCCAGGAUAACCUAGAGGCAACACUUUUUUAAUGGUAAAAUAAAUCUAAUGAAUAUAAACUCUCACAAUAAACCUAUUUUUUCCAUCAUUGACCUUUUCAAGUAUUUAAAUAAAUAACUGCUGUGUACUGUGAUCUUGAGGUUUUUUGUCUUCUGAGGUAAAUAUCUCUGUCCAGAUGUGAGUGUGCUCCUUUGGUUUCUACCUUUCUUAGUUUAGACAUUAUUUUUAUACAAAAAAGUACUACUCGGUAGGAAGGAAGUUGUAGGAUGUGUGUAGGAGAUCUACUUAGAGGGCUGUGACGGCGAUCUCUGAGGUCUGCCUGCCCUGCCUGCCCUUCUGACUCUGUCAUGGUCGUCUACUCCUUGUCAUGAUGGCGCUUCCCUCUGUUGUUGGAAGGAUAUUUUACACAAGAUCACCCUUCCUUAGCAACAGUAACGACUUCGCUGGUUACAAACCUGUUCACCUGCUUGUUCCCCUCUCCUCCUUCUUCCCAUUUUCAUUCUAAAUUUGAAGAAAAAAAAUUAAACGUGGAGAACCUCAUUUUUAUUUUCCUUAUUAUUAUUUUUAUUACAUUUGUCUUUAUUUUCUGUAUCUGUGUGUACGUGGACCAGUGUGUGCCAUGGCCUGUGUGUGGCGCUCAGAGUCGAGUUAGAGGAGUCAGUUCUCUGGUACAGUGUGGGUCUUGGUGAUAGAACUUAGAACAUCAGGCUUGGUAAACAGAUGCCUUUAUCUGCUGAGCCAUCUUUGGCCCUUAAUUUUGAUUGUUUUCUGAGAAUUUUCCAUGUAUCAAAUAAAUUGAUCUCAGUUAUACACUUUUCAAAGACAACUGUUUCUUUCCUUCUGCAUUUCUCUUUGCUCCAACUAAAAUAUUGUUUCAAAUAAAUAGGCCUAAUAGAUGGCUGUGUUUGUGAGAAGCAGGAAAGAAAGUAAUUUCUGGAGAGGUGGAAAGUGGCCGGGCACACACCUUUAAUCCCAGCACUCAGGAGGCAGAGGGAGACUAAUGGCUGUGUUCUAGUUCAGAGAAUCCGUUCUUAAAGGUAGGUGGGGUGAGUGUGUGUGGAAAGUGCUGGGUUUAAUAUUCAAACUUUUUUUUUUAAUCUUGUUUUUCGUUCGUUUUGGGGUUUUUGAGACAGGGUCUUACUUAUGUACUUUGACUGGCCUUGAACUCCCUUUGUUGACCAGAAGGCUUCGGAUUUAUAGAUGUACCUCUGAUUAAAGUCUUAAAGGCAAA